AUUCUGCGAAAGAACACGGAACAAGGUGGAUGUUAAGAAAUUUCGUCGUGUAGCCGAGCCUUUGAAGCGCGGACUUGGAGGCGACGCGACAUAAACGACAGAACAUCUCGGACGAGGCCAGGUCGUCGAUUACUCUGAAAGAUGGCGGAGUAUCUCGACUCCGAGGCCGACGUGAGCGAGGGUGAAGAGGAGUUGGACCAGAACGAGAAGAAAAAGCUGAGGAAACUCAAGGCGGUGGAGGAGAGCGACGACGAGGAGGAAGACGAUGAGGAUCAAUUGCGUGAGGAACUGAAAGAUUUGAUAGAUGACAAUCCUAUAGAGGAGAGCGAGGGUGAAGACAGUGACGGUUCUGAUCAUCACAAGAAACGUAAGAAGAGUGAUGAUGAGGAUUUUGACGAUCGCUUGGAAGAUGAAGAUUAUGAUUUGAUUGAAGAAAAUUUAGGUGUUAAGCUUGAUAGAAAACGUUUUAAACGUCUUCGAAGAAUUCAAGAUGAGGAGUCAGAGGAGGAACAAGAAAAAGAAGCGGACGAAGAGAGGGAUGCCAUUGCCAACGAAUUGUUUGAAGGUUCCGGAGAUGAAAGGGAUAUUAUUACGGAGGACGAAAGACGGAGUGAACGAAGUCAUAGGCCGGAGCCGGAAACAUUUGAGGAAGGUAGUGACGAAGGAGAAUACACUGAUGCGGAUGAUUUUAUUGUUGACGAUGAUGGUAGACCUAUCGCGGAGAAAAGAAAGAAGAAGAAGCCAAUAUUUUCCGAUGCGGCGCUGCAAGAAGCACAGGACAUUUUUGGUGUUGAUUUCGAUUAUGACGAGUUUGGCAAAUAUGGUGAGGAAGAUUAUGAGGAAGAGGAGGAGGAAGAAGAGGAAGAUGAAUACAUGGACGAAGAUGUUGAUACUGAACGACCACGACGACCAAAGAAGCAGCUGAAGAAAAAGACUACAAGAAAGAGUAUCUUUGAGAUUUACGAGCCCAGUGAAUUGAAACGCGGUCACUUCACCGAUAUGGAUAACGAGAUACGUAAUACGGAUAUACCAGAAAGAAUGCAACUUCGGUCCGUGCCGGUCACCCCAGUUCCAGAAGGUUCUGAUGAACUGGACCUCGAAGCAGAAUGGAUCUACAAACAGGCAUUUUGCAAACCUACAAUAUCUAUUCAGGAUGCCCACUUGAAUGCUGAGGCUAAGGAACGAGCACGAAAAGGACCACAGACCAUCGGCAAGAUCAAGAAAGCCUUAGACUUCAUGCGUAAUCAACACUUUGAAGUCCCUUUUAUAUCUUUCUAUAGGAAGGAGUACGUACUGCCCGAGCUAAACAUUAAUGAUCUAUGGAAGGUUUACAAGUUUGAUGCGAAAUGGUGUCAACUGCGCCAGCGGAAAGAGAACCUGCUCAAGCUGUUCGAGAAGAUGCGUAACUAUCAACUGGAGGACAUCAUGAAAAAUCCAGACGCGCCGUUGCCGGAUAAUGUGCGGGUGAUUAAGGACGACGACAUUGAGCGACUGAAGAACGUGCAGACAAGUGAAGAACUUAACGACGUCUACAAUCACUUCAUGCUGUAUUACAGUCACGAGAUCCCAGCAAUGCAGGAAGCCGCGCGACAGAAGGAGAGGCAGGCACGACGCGAAGAAAGGAUCCAACGACGUAAACAGCAAAUUGCCGAAGCGGAAGAAAACGGAGAGGAUCCGCCAGAGGAGGAAGAGAUGCCGGAGGAGGAAGAAAUCGAUGAGACGCUGAAGCAAGCUGUUAGAAGCGGUCCAUACUCGAUCUGUCGGAAGGCUGGUCUGGACGGUCUGGCGAAGAAGUUUGGUCUAACACCAGAACACUAUGCCGAGAAUCUUCGCGAUAAUUAUCAGCGUCACGAGGUGGAUCAAGAGCCGACCGAGCCGACGACAAUUGCUGCCGAAUACUGUAGUUCACGAUUUAAGACCACUGAAGAAGUGCUGAAAGCCGCUCAGCUGAUGGUGGCGAUUCAGUUGGCGCGCGAGCCACUCGUGCGCAAGUGCGUGCGCGAGAUGUACAUGGAACGCGCUAAGAUAUCUAUAAAACCGACAAAGAAAGGCAUCAAGGAGAUCGACGAAAACCAUCCGAUCUACACAAUGAAAUACUUGAAGGACAAGCCAGUGCGCGAUCUUGUAGGCGUUCAGUUCUUGAAUCUGAUGAUCGCCGAGGAGGACAAACUCAUCACAAUCACCCUUAGUGACUCCAUUGAGGGUAACACCAGUAGCAACUACGUCGAUGAAAUGAAGCAGCUCUAUUGUCGGGACGAGUUCAGUAAACUCGUGCAAGAUUGGAACGCCCUGCGCGUAGGUAGCGUCGAGAUCGCGCUCAACCGCAUGGUGAUACCGCAUCUGAAGAAGGAGCUGCGCACAAAUCUUAUCGCCGAAGCGAAAGAAUGCGUAAUGCGCGCCUGCUGCCGCAAGAUGUACAACUGGAUCAAGGUCGCACCAUACAGCUGCGAGUUUCCCGAGGAGGAGGAUGAAGAAUGGGACACCAGCAAAGGUCUGCGCGUCAUGGGCCUGGCCUACGUACCCGACUAUUCGCAGGCGGCUUUCACUUGUCUAGUCGCGGCCGAUGGCGAGUGUACCGAUUAUCUGCGCUUGCCGCAUCUGAUGAAGCGUAAGAACAGCUACCGCGAAGACGAGAAGACGAUGAAGGAGGCCGAUCUAUUGGCUCUGAGAAACUUCAUAGCUACAAAGAAGCCGCAUGUGGUCGUGGUGGCCGGCGAGUCUCGGGAGGCGAUGAUGAUUGCCGCCGACAUCAAGGAGUGUAUCACUCAUCUGUCGGAAGAGGAGCAGUUUCCCAAUAUCCAAGUGGAAAUAUGCGAAAACGAACUUGCCAAAAUCUAUUCCAAUAGUAACAAGGGUAUCUCGGAAUUCCGGGAUUAUCCAGAAUUAUUACGUCAGGCUAUCUCAUUGGCAAGAAGGAUGCAGGAUCCACUGGUGGAGUUCUCACAGUUGUGCACGGCUGAUGAGGAGAUUCUCUGCCUCAAGUAUCACAAUUUGCAGGAUCAGUUGCCUAAGGAAGAGCUGUUGGAAAAUCUGUAUCUGGAGUUCGUCAAUCGCGUGAACGAGGUUGGCGUAGAUGUGAAUAAGGCGGUACAACAGGCAUACUGUGGCAACCUUGUUCAAUUUGUUUGCGGUCUCGGCCCGCGAAAGGGCCAGGCAUUGAUUAAGAUGCUGAAGCAAACUAAUCAGCGGUUGGAGAACAGGACACAAUUAGUUACCGCAUGCCACAUGGGGCCAAAGGUAUUUAUUAAUUGCGCUGGCUUUAUAAAAAUCGACACCAAUAGUUUGGGCGAUAGUACCGAGGCAUACGUGGAGGUGCUCGACGGUUCCCGCGUACAUCCGGAGACUUAUGAGUGGGCCAGGAAGAUGGCAGUUGACGCUCUAGAGUACGACGACGAGGAUGCCAAUCCUGCCGGCGCUUUGGAGGAGAUACUCGAGUCGCCGGAGCGCCUUAAGGAUCUAGAUCUCGAUGCUUUCGCAGAAGAACUCGAGCGGCAAGGCUUCGGUAACAAAUGCGUCACUCUCUACGACAUUAGAGCCGAAUUGAACAGUCGGUACAAGGAUCUUCGAGUGCCAUAUCAAUCGCAGAGCGCUGAAAAACUGUUCGAUAUUCUGACGAAAGAGACACCUGAAACCUUCUACGUCGGCAAACUAGUGCUGGCUACCGUAGUUGGCAUCAGUCAUCGAAAGCCACAGGGCGAUCAACUUGAUCAGGCGAAUCCUGUGCGAAACGAAGAGACCGGUCUGUGGCAGUGUCCGUUUUGUUUGAAGAACGAUUUUCCCGAACUGUCGGAGGUGUGGAAUCACUUUGACGCUGGGUCUUGUCCGGGAAAAGCCACAGGCGUAAGAUUGCGUCUGGACAAUGGCAUCUCCGGUUAUAUCCACAUCAAGAAUCUAUCGGACCGGCAUGUUGCGAAUCCCUGCGAGAGAGUCGGAAUGGGACAGAUUAUUCAUUGCCGGAUUAUUAAAAUCGAGGUAGAUCGAUUCAGCGUCGAAUGUACCAGCAAGAGCAGCGAUCUUGCUGACAAAAAUCACGAAUGGAGGCCACAAAGGGAUCCAUUUUAUGACACCGAGGCCGAACAAAGGGACAUAAAGGUGGAAGAAGAUGCGAAGAAGGCGAAACAGCGGCAAAUCUACGUAAAACGUGUGAUUGUUCAUCCGUCCUUCCACAAUAUCAGUUUCGCCGAGACUGUGAAAUUAAUGCAAACAAUGAAGCAAGGCGAAGCGAUAGUGAGACCAAGCAGCAAAGGCGCUGAUCACCUAACAGUCACAUGGAAAGUCACUGAUGAUAUUCUGCAGCACAUCGACGUUCGCGAGGAAGGCAAAGAGAACGCUUUUUCAUUAGGGCAAAGUCUGUGGAUCGGCAACGAGGAGUUCGAGGAUUUGGACGAGAUUAUCGCUCGACAUGUAAAUCCCAUGGCCGCUUAUGCUUCUGAAUUACUGGAUUUCAAGUACUACAAGCCUACCGUAGAAGGAAUCAAAGACAAAGCCGAAGACAUACUGAAAGAACAGAAGAAGGAAAAUCCUGGUGGAAUUCCUUAUAUCAUAUCAGCAGCUAAGACUUAUCCUGGAAAGUUUCUACUCUCAUAUUUGCCGCGCACUCGUUGCCGCCACGAAUAUGUCACAGUGACAUCCGAGGGCUUUAGAUUUCGGGCACAGAUGUUCGGUAGGGUGAGCGACCUAUUACGCUGGUUCAAAGAACACUUUAGGGAUCCUGUCCCUGGACAAGCUACUCCUAGUACACCACGCGGUGCGAUGACGUCUAGAACACCUUAUACCACUACGCCGGGAACAGUCAGCGGAAUGAAUCAAGAAGCAAUACAGCGAGUUGCACAAAAUCUUCCACAUCAUAUGCUACAUUCAUUGUCGCAAGUGGCGAAUCAAACGCCACAUCACUAUCCGCCACACACGCCGGGAGCGGCUAGCGCUACCGGUUAUGGCGGAGUGCACACGUAUCCCAAUACACCGUAUACGCCAUCUGGUCAAACUCCUUUUAUGACUCCAUACCAGACACCUCAUCACACACCGCAUCACGGCCAGCCCACUCCCAGAUACGGCCAACAAACUCCCAGCCAUCAUCAAGGGCCCUUCGUGCAUCCACCGCCGCCUUCAAUGACACCCGGCCAUCACCGAUCUGUUCAAUCGCACAGACCUACACCACCCCUGUCCACUCCUUCUGGUGAUCCGACGGAUUGGAAAAAGGCUGCCGAAGCGUGGGCACGUUUAAAAACUGGUCCUCGAGUCUCUGGAUCAACGCCUAGAUACGACGAGUCUAGAAAAACUCCGCGUAACUAUGACGAGCCAGCCGGAAGAACGACGCCCUCCGGAAGGAGCAGACCCUCCUCUACGCGUACUCCAUCGUAUAAAUCUCCGCGGGGCACUCCACAUACAAAUUCUAGUCCACGGAGUAUGUCUCUCAGCGGAGAUGGUACUCCUCUAUACGAUGAGAGCUAACGGGAUUGUGCAUAGCUAACUAUAUUUAUUAGUUAUGUCAUAUCAUGCUAUGAAUAGUGUAUGUAUGCCAUCGACGACGGACAAAAUCUGCUCGUGAUACCGUCGAUCGCUCGCGUCAAAUCGAUCAUUGAUCGUUGCAGACACGCAACACGCGUAGUGAAUUCUUACAUUUUUUUGCACGCGAGGUUUCGUUUGCGAUUGAAAAAAGGAAACAUCGAUUGUGCUAUUGUAAAACUACGGUGUGUUGUACUGUAAUUUAUUUAUUUUGUAACUUUGCAAUUUCUUCCUAUGUACAUAAUAAAAUCUAUGGAAAUUUUACGAGGCCUCACGAACACACUCUAUAAUCUUCUUGAUUCAUCUUCCCGUACACUGAUGGCGAUCAAUAACAAGUAAUUUACUAAAAUUAUAUAUAAUUUUUGAAAGGUUUUCAUUUAUGAAUUAUAACAGACAUUAAAUGAAAGACUAAAGUAAAGACAUUUAGAAUAUUUUGUACUUGCAAUUAGAAUAUUUUUGUGUGGAUAUGUUACUGAUACUGGGUAGCAUUAUUAUAACUGAAGUAUUGUUUAUUAUAUUUUACAUUUUUCAUUGGUGCUGUUAUAAUCUUGCAAUAUAGGGAAUUGAUUUAAUUAAUUGUAUCAGCAGCUCUUUUAGAUGCGAGUGCUACACAGACUUGUUUACAGACUUCUAUGCAUAAAUACCUAGACUGCGAUCUUUGAAAAAUUAAAGUAAAUCAAAUAAUUUUAAGACAAAUGGUACAACCAUUUUUAAUGAAUUUAAAAUGAUUAAAUUAUUAAUAAUAUUUAAUAGAACAAUGCAUGUGAAAAUUCACGAAAUGAUCAAAAAACUUGUCUCAGAUUAAUUUCAUUUUAAUACGUUAGCAAUCUAGGUAUUCUAUAGAAAUCUAUGCAUUAUAUGUACUCAAAUAGUCUAUAUGGAAAUAUCUGUAGAAUAUUUACAUUGUUCAAACGUAUUGUCGCGUUUACUUAAAUUCGUUAAAUAGCUUAUAUUUUAUUAAUAUUUUACCGUAUUUAAAUUUUCUUGUAUAAAAAAAAAA
Messenger RNA from Monomorium pharaonis (pharaoh ant), 6505 nucleotides. It is a transcript of the gene Spt6, whose product is annotated as transcription elongation factor SPT6. Gene Ontology annotation, molecular function: nucleosome binding; DNA binding; histone binding. Gene Ontology annotation, cellular component: transcription elongation factor complex. NCBI's taxonomy places the organism in Eukaryota, Metazoa, Arthropoda, Insecta, Hymenoptera, Formicidae. Gene Ontology annotation, biological process: transcription elongation by RNA polymerase II; transcription elongation-coupled chromatin remodeling; nucleosome organization. The record is from RefSeq and is a predicted model, not a curated record. Bases 142 to 5451 code for a protein of 1769 amino acids. The transcript is spliced from 12 exons.